AUAUACAUAUAUAUAUUAUAUAUAUAUAUAUAAUAUAUGCUGUAGAGAAUUUCAUGGCCGCAUUGGUUGCGUUGCAUCAGCAAGUGCAAUGUUCAUCUAUUUUCGGUUGUCUCAUAGCGGUAAAUCGCUUCAAUGAUCAGUGAUUUUUAAUCUGGAAAAUGGCCGAAUCGGAACAAAGGAACAAAGAGAAUUGUAUUGUAGGAUCAAAAGAAAUGAUGGUGAAGCAAGAAAAGCGUGAGAAUACGUUGACAAAUGGCGGGAAAGGAUCUGGGGAUGACGCGGACAGUCUCGAAGAAUUACCUCUUGAUAUUGGUGAACACUAUCUUGUUCGCAGAUCUGAUGAUUCCUGGCAUCCAGCAGAAAUUAUUCAAACUCGAUAUAAUGAGAGUGAAAGCCAUUAUGAAUAUUAUGUUCAUUAUGAAGGACAUAAUAGAAGAUUGGAUGAAUGGGUGCCUAGGGAUAGAAUUAUGUCAAGUAGAUUUGAUAUGAGUGAUAGAAGUUGGAAAAGUGGAGACAGAAAUUCUGGUACUGAUUUACUGGCAGAUUCAUCAGAUCGUAAGAUUACAAGAAAUCAAAAAAGAAGACAUGACGAAAUUAAUCACAUUCAAAAGACAUAUGCUGAAAUGGAUCCUACAACUGCUGCACUAGAAAAAGAACAUGAAGCAAUAACAAAAGUCAAAUACAUUGAUAAGAUUCAAAUAGGAAAGUAUGAAAUUGAUACUUGGUACUUUAGUCCAUAUCCAGAAGAGUAUGGCAAACAACCAAAACUAUGGAUUUGUGAAUAUUGUCUUAAAUACAUGCGUCUUGAAAAAACUUAUAGAUAUCACAUGAGUGAAUGUACACAUAGACAACCAGUUGGCAAAGAAAUAUAUCGCAAAGGCACAUUAAGUAUUUGGGAAGUGGAUGGUAGAGAGCAUAAAAUUUAUUGUCAAAAUUUAUGCUUACUUGCAAAAUUGUUUUUAGAUCAUAAAACACUUUAUUUUGAUGUUGAACCAUUUCUUUUUUAUAUUCUUUGUGAAGUUGAUAAACAUGGGGCUCAUUUAGUUGGUUAUUUUUCAAAGGAGAAAGAAUCACCUGAUGGUAAUAAUGUUGCUUGCAUUUUAACUUUACCGCCGUUUCAAAGACAAGGAUAUGGAAAACUUUUAAUCGCUUUUAGUUACGAAUUAAGCAGAAUAGAACAAACUGUUGGUAGUCCUGAAAAACCCCUAAGUGAUUUAGGAAAAUUAUCAUAUAGAAGUUACUGGAGUUGGAUUCUUUUAGAAAUUUUGCGGGAUUUUCGAGGUACUCUUAGUAUAAAAGAUCUGAGUCAAAUGACAAGUAUAUCACAAACAGAUAUCAUAUCGACCUUACAAAGUAUGAACAUGGUUAAAUAUUGGAAAGGUCAACAUGUAAUUUGUGUAACACCUAAAUUAGUUGAAGAACAUAUUAAAAGUAGUCAAUAUAAAAGACCACGGUUAACAGUGGAUAGUAGUGCACUUAGAUGGGGAGCUCCACCACGAAAGAACGUAAAACCUGGCAAAAAGUAGCAGAAAUCAAAUUGCAAUUUAAUGAUUUUCAUUAUCGUGAGAUUCACGAUUGAAUGUGUUUAGUAAACACUUCAUGAAAAGUUGCACUUAUAAUACGAUAAUAUGCAACAAUAUUCUUAAACAAUUUUUAUACGUAUAUGCGAAUUUAUGUAAAAUAUUAUGCGUAUAUUUCGCUAAUUUGCAUUGUAAGACUCAUAUUUGACUCGUAAGAUGAGUAAACAUGAUUGAUUUCUAAAGCUUCGUUAAAUCUUCGGAGCGUAAAGAUAUUAAAAG
Messenger RNA from Apis mellifera (honey bee), 1799 nucleotides. RefSeq names its product histone acetyltransferase KAT8 (gene mof). The coding region runs from base 159 to 1526 and encodes 455 amino acids. Lineage: Eukaryota; Metazoa; Arthropoda; Insecta; Hymenoptera; Apidae. The transcript has 7 exons. Gene Ontology annotation, biological process: regulation of DNA-templated transcription. Gene Ontology annotation, molecular function: histone acetyltransferase activity. The record is from RefSeq and is a predicted model, not a curated record.